AAUAGUAGCCACAUCUUCCAUUGAUAGGGUGUUGAUGGCAAACAAAAUCAAGCCCGAUUCUGCUCUUCUUCUUCUCCUCCCCUGCACCGAACAAAACCCAGCCACCACCGACAGCCCUCCUUUGAAGAAAAACCGAGAAAAUCCCGGAUCUGCUUUGUUCCUUCCUUCCUUCCGUCAGCUGCUCUUGCUUGUGGGUGUGAUUUUUCCGGUUCUAAUCCCGAAUUUCUCCCCAAAUUGCCGCCGGCCUUCCCUUAGCUUGCAGCUCCGGUUUGCUUGCUGGAAUUCUGGUUCUUAAGUGUUCUGUCACCCGAGUACUUGGCUUAAGUUUAUGGUAUUACGUGAUUUGAGGUAAGUAAAUUAUGGUAAUGUCCUUCGAUUUUAAAGCAUAUUUUAACUUGUUUUUGAAAUGGUGGCGGGGCUAAACCUGUUUUACACAAAUAUGAGCAUGACUGAUUUGAAAUGAAAUUAUUAUGUUUUCCAUUGAAUUGAGCAUGCCUACUUGAAGUUUAUUUAACUGCCCUGAUGAUCUGGAAAUGAUGUAUAAAAUAUGAUUUUUCUGUUAACUUCUGCCUGUUUUGUCUCCGAUGUGGUCAUGUUAUUAGUGACCUUGCUAGUGGGGGUUUAUAAACGCUAGCACAUGUCAACAUGUUAUUGAUAGAAUCGGUUCGUUUGAGUGACCCUGCUAGUGGGGGUUAUACACCAGCAAAUAGUGCGCCUGCCAGUGGGUGGUUUACAACACUGGCCAUGACCUAUAGAGGAGACGUCUAUUUCAUGCCCGUACUCGUAUCUGUUUUUCGUGAUUAUACUUGUUGGCAUGCUAUAAGUUUAAUUAAGGGCUAUCCAUAUUUACUUACUGAGUUAUCUAAUAGUUUUUCCUUAUCCACAAUUUUAGGAAGCGAAGUCAAGGACGAGGGAAAACGAGCGGAGUGACAAGUUAGAAGGCUAGCCAUCUUGUAAAUUAAACAUAGAUUUUAAAUAAAAAUCGUGAUCUUGUAAGCUAGAUUGUAUUUGGAGAUUUUGAUAUCAGAGCAAAUAUUAAAAUUUUAUCUUCAGA
Molecule: messenger RNA, 1054 nt
Organism: Rubroshorea leprosula
Lineage: Eukaryota; Viridiplantae; Streptophyta; Magnoliopsida; Malvales; Dipterocarpaceae
Source: the annotation of a GenBank genome assembly